Messenger RNA from Manis javanica (Malayan pangolin), 6836 nucleotides. RefSeq names its product membrane associated guanylate kinase, WW and PDZ domain containing 3 (gene MAGI3). Gene Ontology annotation, molecular function: protein binding. The record is from RefSeq and is a predicted model, not a curated record. NCBI's taxonomy places the organism in Eukaryota, Metazoa, Chordata, Mammalia, Pholidota, Manidae. Gene Ontology annotation, biological process: signal transduction. Gene Ontology annotation, cellular component: cell-cell junction; cytoplasm.
GUUGCGGCGGGUUUGAAAGCGACAGUUUCCUGGCAGCUUGGGCAGGCGUUGGUCUCCGCGGUCCAGCUCCGCAGCGGCCCCGGUCGAUCCUGCGACGGGUCUACGCGCGCCUUUGCGCGCCGCCGACGGAUUUUCUCCCGUUCCGGCUCUUCCCCCUUCACCUCCCCGCCCCCCCGCUCCUGCCUUUCCCGCCGCUCCGGCGCUGCGCCCGGGGGCCCGCAGCCGGCUGUGACCCCGCCCGAAACCCCUCUGGAGCCGCCGGAGAACAAUUCCCUUCUCCUUUCCUCAGCCUAACCCAGGGUGGCCCUCGCGGAGCCAGACCAGCCGGGAGGAGCGCAGCCGGGAGGGGCGUCCGAGGGGCGUCUCGGAGCUUGGAGCGGCCCGGCCCCCGGCGGGCUGUGGCCAGUGGUGGGGGACGCCGGAGCGGCGAGGCGCUCUCGCCGGGCUGCGCGGGCCGCCCGGGGUCCCCAGGCUGAGAGGGGCCCGGAGCGGCGACCCCGCCGCCCGCGCGGGGUCUCCCUCAUGGUGCAGCGGGAUUCGGGAUGUCGAAGACGCUGAAGAAGAAGAAGCACUGGUUCAGCAAGGUGCAGGAGUGCGCGGUGUCCUGGGCCGGGUCCCCGGGCGACUUGGGCGCCGAGAUCCGGGGCGGCGCGGAACGCGGCGAGUUCCCGUACCUGGGGCGGCUCCGGGAGGAGCCCGGCGGGGGCACCUGCUGCGUCGUCUCGGGCAAGGCGCCCAGUCCCGGGGAUGUGCUGCUAGAGGUGAACGGGACGCCUGUCAGCGGGCUCACCAACCGGGACACCCUAGCUGUCAUCCGCCACUUCCGAGAGCCCAUCCGUCUCAAGACUGUGAAGCCAGGCAAAGUCAUUAAUAAAGAUUUGCGGCAUUACCUGAGUCUUCAGUUUCAGAAGGGAUCAACCGACCACAAACUGCAGCAAGUGAUCAGAGAUAAUCUCUACUUGAGAACCAUUCCAUGCACUACACGGGCCCCCAGGGAUGGGGAAGUACCAGGGGUGGACUAUAAUUUCAUUUCUGUUGAGCAGUUCAAAGCACUGGAAGAGAGUGGAGCAUUAUUAGAAAGUGGAACCUAUGAUGGAAACUUCUAUGGAACUCCCAAGCCUCCAGCAGAACCCAGCCCUUUCCAGCCAGAUCCAGUUGAUCAGGUUCUCUUUGAUAAUGAAUUUGACACAGAAUCCCAAAGAAAACGAACUACAUCUGUCAGCAAGAUGGAAAGAAUGGACAGCUCUCUUCCUGAAGAAGAAGAUGAGGAGGACAAGGAAGCUAUUAAUGGCAGUGGAAAUUCAGCAGAGAACAGAGAGAGGCAUUCUGAGUCAUCUGACUGGGUGAAGACUGUUCCGAGUUACAACCAAACAAAUAGCUCCAUGGACUUUAGAAAUUAUAGAGAUGAGAAUCUGGAACCACUGCCCAAAAACUGGGAAAUGGCCUACACUGACACCGGGAUGAUCUACUUCAUUGACCACAAUACCAAGACAACCACGUGGUUGGAUCCUCGUCUUUGUAAGAAAGCCAAAGCCCCUGAAGACUGUGAAGAUGGAGAACUUCCUUAUGGCUGGGAGAAAAUAGAGGACCCUCAGUAUGGCACAUACUAUGUUGAUCACCUUAACCAGAAAACGCAGUUUGAAAAUCCAGUGGAGGAAGCCAAAAGGAAAAAGCAGUUAGGACAGGCUGAUAUUGGGUCUUCAAAACCAGAUAUGGAAAAAUCACACUUUACUCGAGAUCCAUCCCAGCUUAAAGGUAUCCUUGUUCGAGCAUCACUGAAAAAAAGCACAAUGGGAUUUGGUUUUACUAUUAUUGGUGGAGAUAGGCCUGAUGAGUUCCUACAAGUGAAAAAUGUGCUAAAAGAUGGUCCUGCAGCUCAAGAUGGGAAAAUUGCACCAGGUGAUGUUAUUGUAGAUAUAAAUGGCAGCUGUGUCCUUGGUCACACUCAUGCAGAUGUUGUCCAGAUGUUUCAGUUGGUACCUGUCAAUCAGCAUGUAAGCCUCACUCUGUGUCGUGGUUAUCCACUUCCUGAUGACAGUGAAGAUCCUAUUGUGGACAUUGUUGCUGCUGCACCUGUUGUCAAUGGACAAUCAUUAACCAAGGGAGAGACUUGCAUGAACACUCAGGAUUUUAAGUCAGGAGCAAUGGUUCUGGACCAGAAUGGAAAAUCGGGACAUACCCUGUUGAGUGAUCGUCUCAAUGGACCAUCAGAUCCAAGUGAGCAGAGAGCAUCCAUGGCAUCAUCAGGCAGCUCCCAGCCUGAACUAGUGGCUGUCCCUCUGGUUAAGGGCCCAAAAGGUUUUGGGUUUGCAAUUGCUGACAGCCCAACUGGACAGAAGGUGAAAAUGAUAUUGGAUAGUCAGUGGUGUCAAGGCCUACAGAAAGGGGAUAUAAUUAAGGAAAUUUACCAUCAAAAUGUGCAGAAUUUAACACAUCUCCAAGUGGUCGAGGUGCUAAAGCAGUUUCCAGUAGGUGCAGAUGUACCAUUGCUUAUCUUAAGAGGAGGUUCUCCUUCACCAAGUAAAACUGCCAAAAUGAAAACAGAUAAAAAGGAAAAUUCAGGAAGUUUGGAGGCCAUAAAUGAGUCCAUUCCCCAGCCUAUGCCUUUUCCACCCAGCAUUAUCAGGUCAGGAUCCCCGAAAUUGGAUCCUUCUGAAGUCUACCUGAAGUCUAAGACCUUAUAUGAAGAUAAACCACCAAACACCAAAGAUUUGGAUGUUUUUCUUCGGAAACAGGAAUCAGGGUUUGGCUUCAGGGUGCUAGGAGGAGAUGGACCUGACCAAUCUAUAUACAUUGGGGCCAUCAUUCCUCUGGGUGCGGCUGAGAAAGAUGGUCGGCUCCGUGCAGCUGAUGAGCUGAUGUGCAUUGAUGGGAUUCCUGUUAAAGGGAAAUCACACAAACAAGUCUUAGACCUAAUGACGACUGCUGCUCGAAAUGGCCACGUGUUAUUAACCGUCAGAAGAAAGAUAUUUUAUGGUGAGAAACAACCUGAGGAUGACAGCUCUCAAGCCUUCAUUGCAACGCAGAAUGGAUCUCCAUGCCUGAACCAAGCAGAGGUCCCAGCCAGACCUGCUCCCCAGGAGGCCUAUGAUAUUGUCUUGCACCGAAAAGAAAAUGAAGGAUUUGGUUUUGUUAUCCUCACCUCCAAAAGCAAACCACCUCCAGGAGUUAUUCCUCAUAAAAUUGGCCGAGUCAUAGAAGGAAGUCCAGCUGAUCACUGUGGAAAACUGAAAGUGGGAGAUCAUAUCUCUGCGGUGAAUGGACAGUCCAUCAUUGAGCUGUCCCAUGACAGCAUUGUCCAGCUGAUCAAAGAUGCCGGGGUCACUGUCACGCUAACAGUCAUUGCCGAAGAAGAGCAUCACGGUCCACCAUCAGGAACAAACUCAGCCAGGCCGAGCCCAGCCCUGCAGCACAGGCCCAUGGGACAGUCACAGGCCAGCCACAUGCCUGGGCACAGAAGUGCCCUGGAAGGUGAAAUCGGAAAGGAUGUCUCCACUUCUUACAGACAUUCAUGGUCUGACCCCAAGCACCUGGCCCAGCCGGAGCCUGCAGGGGUCUCCGUGGUGGGCGGCCGGCACAGUCAGGGCCUUGGCUGCUACCCCGUGGAGCUGGAGAGAGGCCCGCGGGGCUUCGGGUUCAGCCUCCGAGGGGGAAAGGAGUACAACAUGGGGCUGUUCAUCCUGCGCCUGGCCGAGGACGGCGCAGCCAUCAGAGAUGGCAGGAUUCACGUUGGUGACCAGAUUGUUGAAAUCAAUGGGGAACCUACACAAGGCAUCACACAUACUCGAGCGAUUGAGCUCAUUCAGGCUGGUGGAAAUAAAGUUCUUCUUCUUUUGAGGCCAGGAACCGGCUUGAUACCUGACCACAGUGAUUGGGAUAUGAAUAAUCCUUCACCUUCAAAUGUAAUCUACGAUGAACAGUCACCAUUUCCCCCAUCUUCACAUUCUGCUUUCAUAUUUGAAGAGUCUUAUGUGCCAGUAACUGAAGAAUCCUUAAUGAGAGUUCAUAUAUGUGAAAAUGCAGAAGAAUUAAAGGACAUUGUGCCUGAAAAGAAAAGCACUUUAAAUGAGAAUCAGUCUGACAUAAAGCAUCCAUCUCUUCACCAGAAAAGUAUGAAUAAAAGGGAUCCACCCCACAGUCUAGGGCAUAGUGACAAGAAAAAUCUCUUAAAAAUAGAAAAUGGUGUUACACAAAGAGGGAGAUCUGCUAGCCCCAAAAAGUCAGCCAGUCAGUGUUCAGAGGACCAUUUAGAAAAGAUUACCGGUCCUCUAAACAUUGACCCUAAAAGACGACCCAGAGACCGAUCACUCAGCCCCAGAAAAGGGGAGAAUAAAAGUCAUCAGAUUGGCACCAGGGCAGGUUCUGGACAAGAUCAUCACCGGGAAAGCAGAGGAGAGUCUUCAAGCCCAAAGAAGCAGCCAACAACUGAAGGACGCAAAGACCCAUCAAGUGCUGAAGCCAAAUUAUUAGAGUUCGGGAGUCGAAGAGUAGGGGACCGUGAUAGUGACAACGCGGAGCUCAUCUCAGAUGGGAAAGACAAAUCGGGUGUUACCAGGAAAGAAACAAAGCAGAGUCAGUCUGGAAAAAACAGGACAAAGUCUCCAGAGAAAAAAAGCAAGAGAAUGGAUGAAAAGUCUCUUCAAUCCAAAAAGGCUACUAAUGUUCCUGGCAGAGCAGUAGCCGACGAUGCCAACGGAAAGAAAGCAGCCUUAGGAGAAAAAAGCUGUACUAAAGAUAAAAUAGGAGAAAACGUCAAAAUAUCAGAAAAGAAGCUGAAGCAGGAACCUGACGAAAGAACGGUUUUAAACAAAACAGAAGAUUACAAAGGGAGAGAACCCCAGGCAGCUGACAAAAACAGAGAGAGUAGAGGGGUCAAACCUGAAAGCAGUUCUCCAGUGAGGAAAACACCAAUAACUCCAGGGCCCUGGAAGGUGCCAGGUGCAAAUAAAGCCACAGGCAAUACUGGGGUGGCAAAGAGGCGGCUGUGACCUUUAGCAUAAAACAAACAAAAACAAGUUGCAAUCUUUUCUUCCUAAAAAGCGGUUUUCAAAAAAAAAAGUCAUUUUUCAGAAAUUCUGAAACACACAUUGUCCAUUUUAAUUUGAGCAUCAAGUUACCUAGGCUGCAUGAAGGGCCUUUAGGAUUGCUAGGAACCAACUGGCCCCUGGUUGGCCACCCUCAGGCUCAGGAAGGCGCUGCACCCACGCCCACCCAACAUGCCCUGCUCGGGCUGCCCAGCUCGUCUUCAUGCGUGUCUGAACAAAUGACAGAUGUUGAUACUCAAUGUGGUCACAGAUCUAUAUAUUUGUGCCAAGUCAUCUACUGUAUCAUGUCUAUUUGAUCCUUCUCACUCAAAUAUUCCACAGUAAUGAAAAAAUUAGGUUUGGCUUGGAAGUUGAUAUUCUCAAUAGCAUGUUGCAUGUUUACAGAGAGAAAUAUUUGAGCCCUUGCAGAAGAAGAGAUGAACUCAUCAGUUAAGAUGGCAGUUGUCUCUUCUAAUAGCUACUGAUGCUGUCCUUUAAAAAGUCCAAAACAUAACCAGUGUAAAGAAACAAAAUAUCAGAUAUUGACACUUAAGGGUUUUUUAAUUUGGCUGGAUGAGGUAUUCUGAAUAACUGUUGAAAGAUACUACUUACAAUUAUAUGUUCAAAAUGAGAGUAAGCAAUUAAGAGUUCACCUUCUGCGCUGUUACCCACCCCUGACAGAGCUGUAGCCCCACCAUCUCCCUCUUCAGUUAUUUUGUAAGAAACCACAAAGCCAGCAUGUGGAAAUACUGCUUAUUGCUCUUUGUAGAAAAACUACAAAUUUCUAUUCCUGGAUAUUUUGGUUGUACCUGUAUCUUAGUAGUUAAUACAUAAUAAAUACACAUUUGAAGAGUCACAAUAUCACACAGAGUGUGAGGGAUUUAAUCGUUAAACCAGUUUCAGCCCACUGCCAGCCCCAGAGCCGACCUGUGUGUGCAGCUGUGCAGGCGGGCUGCUGAGGAGACCCUGUGCUAAGACCCGCUCAGCCAGUAAGGAUGGGCACGGCUGUGGGCAGCACAGGCGGGACCUUAUUUCUGGCAACAUUGACUUACUUGAAAACAAGAAAGGGAGACAAAACAUCUGCUUAACUUGUAUAAGUUUUCAGAGUGAAAGCCUGAUUAAAGAUGUUUGUUGGAAGGUGGAGACGACAGCUUUUUAACUCCAUAUAAUAAAUCCAGGUUUUCAGUCCCUUGAAGUAACAUUCAGUAGCGCCUAUAAAUAAAGGAACAUUCUAAUAAAACCAUUUUAUGGAGUAUUUGAACACACUUGUUCUGUCACCCAGGGUUCAUCUUGUUAUUGUGAAACACAUUAUGUCCAGGUUCUUCCCUCCCAGUCUGACUGUGAAACUCUUUCAUGUAACAACUGAAUCAGCCCCUGUAGAUAAGACAUGUUUCCCAGAGUGAGAUUUUUGAAGCCCCUUUUCAUUCAGAACUCAAUCUACCCACCUACUGUAACUACUUGAAUAGAGCAAAAUUAGGAGGCUUGAUAAACAGAGAAUUUAGUACCACAGAAAUGAUUUAUUUUCCCUAUAGUCCACAAUUAGUGAUAAAAAUCCUAUUUUUGUUAACUGUGACAUGUCUUUGAUGUCAUUUGUCAGUCUGAUGUGGCUCUUUCCUAAGUAACCUGUCACUGUACUAAUUAUAUACUGACUUAGCAAUGUGGCCUUGGAAUGCUAAGCAAAAUAUGGAUGUACUGGUUGUAAAUGUUUAUAUAUUGUACAGAUCCUUUAUAUAUACACCUCAAGUUCUGAUUAGAGAAAGAUCUGUAAAUUGCUUGUUAUUUUUUAUAUAGAUAAUAAAAAAACAAAAAAUA